AUGAGUUUAAAUACUUCAAGUAAUGCCACUGGUGAUACCCAAAGGUUGAAGAAUGCCUCAUCGGAUGUAAAACAAAUGCUUAAAAAUGAAACAGACUUGGAUAUUACUGCUGAUCUCAGAAAGAAACUCCAUCGGGCUAAGAAAGAAAAAUUAGAAAUAACAACUAAGCACAAUGCAGAGCUGGCAAGCUAUGAGAGCCAGAUUGCCAAGCUACGGUCUGAGGUUGAAAAAGGAGAAGCAUUGCGACAAAGUUUGGAAUAUGACCUGGCUGUUGCUAGAAAGGAAGCUGGUCUUGGAAGACGGGCUGCUGAAGAGAGAUUAGCCGAGGCACAUAGAAUCCAAGAAACACUCUGUGCUCAGAAUUCAGAACUUCAAGGAAAGGCAAAUGAGAUUGAGAAAGCAUUUCAUACUUCCCAGCAGAAAUGGAAAGAAGAGUGCCGAAAAUUUGAACAUGAUUUGGAGGAAAGAGAUGAUAUGAUUCAAAAUUGUAAUCGAGAAUAUGAUUUACUUAUGAAAGAAAAAAGCAGACUAGAAAAAACUCUACAGGAAGCAUUGGAAAAACAUCAACAGGAGAAGAAUGAGAUGGAGUCUCAUGUGAGAGAGACAGCAUUGGAAGAGUUUAGAUUACAAGCAGAACAAUGGGAAGCAGAAAGAAGAGAGUUACAGUUUAUAGUACAG
Molecule: messenger RNA, 678 nt
Organism: Galeopterus variegatus (Sunda flying lemur)
Lineage: Eukaryota; Metazoa; Chordata; Mammalia; Dermoptera; Cynocephalidae
Product: coiled-coil domain-containing protein 171-like
Exons: 5
Source: RefSeq, a predicted model, not a curated record